AUGGCCGAAGAAGAUUCACUAUCGUCGCUUGAGCAGAUAAAACUCUGCUACCAGGUAAUUCCCUCCAUCGAGGACGAUCCCAACCAAGAAGUCCCAGCUAGCAACCUUGCCAUUGCCCACGAUAACUUCUCAGGACCAUUCGAUCUCGCCAUUGGGAAGGACAAAUUUUGGAGGGUCGGACAAACCCUGAAAGUUUCCUGGUGGGAUGGCCCAGGCCAGACUGCCACAGAUGCCCUUAAACGGAGAGUGAAACUCGCGGCCAAACAGUGGGACGCGAUCUGCAAUAUCAGCUUCGACUUCGGCGACUACGGCAAAGAUGCAGAUAUCCGCGUGGCAUUUCAGCCUAAAAUAGGAUCGUGGUCAUAUGUCGGAAGAGACUGUUUCAAGGAGGAUCGAUCGAAGCCAACUAUGAAUUUUGGCUGGUUGACUGAUAGAUCCUCCGACGAAACAGUUCGCUCUGUGGUCCUUCAUGAGUUCGGCCAUGCAUUGGGUUGCAUCCAUGAACAUCAGAACCCUAGUCUUGGAAUCAACUGGGACGUACAAAAGGUUAUACAAUAUUUCAAGGCCCCACCGAACAAAUGGGAUGAGGACAAAAUUCGACGAAACAUUCUCAAUCCCGUAUAG
Fonsecaea erecta is the source of this 624-nucleotide messenger RNA. RefSeq lists its product as hypothetical. Gene Ontology annotation, molecular function: zinc ion binding; metalloendopeptidase activity. Lineage: Eukaryota; Fungi; Ascomycota; Eurotiomycetes; Chaetothyriales; Herpotrichiellaceae. Gene Ontology annotation, biological process: proteolysis. The record is from RefSeq and is a predicted model, not a curated record. The transcript has a single exon. The coding region runs from base 1 to 624 and encodes 207 amino acids.